Messenger RNA from Cyprinodon variegatus (sheepshead minnow), 3629 nucleotides. RefSeq names its product afadin-like. Gene Ontology annotation, biological process: regulation of protein localization; signal transduction. Gene Ontology annotation, cellular component: adherens junction. The transcript has 21 exons. Lineage: Eukaryota; Metazoa; Chordata; Actinopteri; Cyprinodontiformes; Cyprinodontidae. Gene Ontology annotation, molecular function: cell adhesion molecule binding. Bases 40 to 3540 code for a protein of 1166 amino acids. The record is from RefSeq and is a predicted model, not a curated record.
UAGUUUUCUGAGUAAGAUUUUGCGUUGAGAAUUAAGAAGAUGCCGGAGACGAGCGAGCGACAGAGACUAGCAGAAGUCAUCAGACAGUGGAAUAACAACAGACUGGAUUUGUUUGAAAUCAGCCAACCUGAUGAGCACCUGGUAUUCUACGGUGUGAUCCGAUUCUACCUUGAGGAUAACGCAGAGGGAAGAGUGGCUACAAAGUGUGUACGCGUUUGCAGCAGUUCUUCAGCUCAAGAAGUCAUUGAAACUCUUUCAGAGAAAUUCAGGCCUGAUAUGAAAAUGCUGUCAACAAGUUAUUCAUUAUAUGAGAUCCACGGAGAGAAAGAGCGUAAGUUGGAUCUAGACGAGAAACCUUUGGUUUUACAACUGAGCUGGACGUCAAACAACCGAGAAGGACAAUUUGUGCUCAAAAAGGAUCAUGGCAGUUUGGAGGUGCAGUGUGUGUCUGAUGAUGACCUUCUCAUUUCAGCUGAGGAGACCUUCCUGUGCUCCGUCAUAAACGACACCAGCAGCUCCACUGUACAUUUCAAGCUGCUGCCUGCAUACAUCCUGUAUGCUGCGAGUCGCUUUGCCCUGCAGCGCCACAACGGCAGUGGCUCUCCACCUUCCCCAAACACACACCCUGUAACGUCUAUCACAAACAAAAUGGCUGCCAUGAUUGGGAAGGUCAUUCAGAGGCAGCAGGCCAUCGCUGGAGCUCUUUCCUUCUGGAUGGCCAAUUCAUCUGAGCUGCUGAACUUUCUGAAGCAUGACAAAGACCUCAGUCAGUUCACAAAGCAAAGUCAGCUGGAUCUGUCCCAUCAGGUGCAAAAUGCCUACAGCUUCCUGCUACAUUGCCUGCAGAGGGAGUUGAUUAAGCACUUGCCAACUUUUCUCAUUGAUCCGGAGCAACACGGUGCUCUACCGGCUGGUAUAGAGAUGGUGUUGGACACCUUGAUGAAUGCCAUGUCUCUUCUACGCCGGUGUCGGGUUAACCCGGCCCUAACUAUCCAGCUCUUCUCCCAGCUUUUUCAUUUCAUCAGUGCUUGGCUUUUUAACCAGCUCAUUGCACCAGAAACCAUGACUCCAGGACUGCGCUCUCACUACUGGGGGUCUGCACUGCGUCAGAGGCUAACACCCAUUGAGGCCUGGGCAGAGAGGCAGGGCUUAGAGCUGGCUGCCGACUGCCACCUGAGCCACAUAAUACAGGCGACCACUCUUCUGACAAUGAGAAAGUACUCAGUGCUGGAUGCUAAGGACAUUCAGAGCUCCUGUUUCAACUUGAACUCCCUGCAGCUGCAGAUGUUGAUGGCUGGCUACCUCUGUGGAACCAAUGAGCCUCAGAUUCCCCUUGAUUUGAUGGAUGCCGUGGUGAAGGCUGCCGAGGCCUCGGCCGAUAACCUGAUUCACAGUGAAGGACAAGAAAUCCGGUUGGAGGAGAGGCUCAAUCUGCUCCUGCCUUUCCUGUUGCCGGAGGGAGGAUAUUCCUGUGACACAGUGAGAGGAAUCCCUCAGGGGCUCGCAGAGUUUUUGGAGCCAAUAUGUCAGAAAGGCCUCUGCUGUUUGACCUUUGUGCCUCAUUCCCAAGGAGACUGGACAGCACACUUUGGUGAAAGAACAAAUGGGGAUGGGGAUUUAUACUUGGAAGCACACAGACAACCUGAGAUUGUGAACAUCACUUUGCAUAAGCCUUUGAAUAGUGGGAUGGGAGUCAGUAUAGUAGCAGCCAAGGGAGCAGGCCAGAGUCACCUCGGGAUUUAUAUUAAAUCUGUUGUCAAGGGAGGACCGGCCGAAAUGGACGGGAGCUUAGCAGCUGGAGAUCAGCUGCUCAGUGUGGACGGUCACAGCCUGGUUGGACUCAGCCAAGACAGGGCAGCAGCGAUUAUGAUGCAAACUGGACCUGUAGUGACCCUAAAGGUGGAAAAGUUUGCGGCGAGCUACCAUGGCCUCUGGGAACUACUGAAGGAAACGUCCCCAGAAAACAGAACAACCAACAACCAUUUAGGAAUGGGUGAUGGAGAACAGAGGAAGCUGAACAACGGGGGGUGGACGCUGCACUGCGUUGUGGAUGGCAGCCCCUCAGAGAGGCUCCAUGGAGGCAGCAAAAGAAAGAAAGACCAGAGGAUGCAGAAAAACCGCCAGCUGUACCGUUCCAACCCUAACAUGACCGCAGGCUUUAGCCUGGAGGAUGGAGGGGAACACGGUGUCCCCAAUGGGAGAGGAAACAACUCUGCAUCCGUUUCAAGCAUCAACCUUUGCACUGAUACCCUUUGCAGGGAAUAUCAGACCCUACCCAACCCCAAGUCGAAGGAGAAGUCGCCCUUUGAGUCAAACCAACCAACAGCUGUGACUCCUUUGAAUGAGCAGAGCUCCAGUAGGAGGAGCUUCAUGAGACAUCAGCAGCUGAAUUUCCAUUGUUCUCCCAUUAAGCGUCAGGCCAUGUCUGAGGAGAACCUGUGUACGGAUGCUGGAGGCCCCCUGCUGGACCAAAGGCAGAACACAUGUGCGCAGAGGAACCACAUUUCAAAACAGUCAACAAGCUCCUGCUCAUCCUUCCCUGUUCGCUCAAGCGUUUCCACACAUGACAUCCUCUCUGAUGGCAGCGGCUCUACCAAACAGCUGCAAGGAACCCGUCCCAGUCCUGCCGGCGUCUGGAGAAUCCCUUUUACACAGCAGUCCACACCGACGCCAUCAGUCCAACCAAUGCGCAUCGACAUCCCCAUCACCAGAGCCAGGAGCACGCAGUCAAACCCUCCCCUCACUACCUUCCAGCAGAGCUCUGCUGGGCUUCAGGUGAAGAUGAACCAGGUUCAUAAAGCCAGCGAACAGCAAAUAAAUUCUCCAAACCAAGCAGCUCAUAUCUACGCUCGUCCUUUAUCAGCUCCUGAGAAGCUUCUUCAGCCCUCAGCUCUUUGGCAGCAGCAGAGAUCCAUCCUAUGCGGAGAUAAAGUAGAAAAACCCCAAGUGAGCAUCACUCCAACCAAACACGUUUCUUUCGAAGAGCCUCAGUCUAAGCAGAAGAGCUCAGGCCUUGCAAAGAAAAAAGAUCCCCAAGCACUGUGUGAUCCCUGGAGGAGGGAAGCCCAGGAGAUGCUGGAGAAGCGGCAGAGACUAAAAGCCGUGGAGCUUCUGCAGCAGGAGGCGCAGCAGCUUCGAGCAAAAGAUAAAAGGAGCGCAGAAGAGAAUGACAGACUGAGGAAGCUUGACCUGGAGUGGCAGUUUCAGAAGAGGCUGCAGGAGGUUCAACAGAGAGAUGAAGAGGAGGAGGAGGAAGAUCUGGACAUGAUGGUGAUCCUGCAGCAGCUGGGGGACAGGACGCCAAUUAACAAGGAAAAGAUCAAAUCUGUAGGAAAUGACAACAGAGAACAAAACCAGGAGAAGCAAGCAGGAAAUCAGCUUUUCAACCGGCAAGAAGAGAAACGAGAUCAAAGAAAAAAGGGUCUGAACAACUUCGCUCCAGAUGAGAACCUGGAGGGAAACAUGAGCAGGGCGUCUGCUCCUGAGAAGCUGACAUUCAGAGAGCGUCAGCGUCUUUUCUCACUGACAACAAGUGCAUAAACUAAGUUUCCUGUUUUUUUAUAUAAAAAAAUUAACUUUCAUUUUGAAACAGACAAAAAAAAGCAUCUUGAAAAAAUGUCAAUUUAAAA